AUAAUGGUGCAAGUAAUGAUGCAAUUGGAAAAUACAUUUUCCGGCCUAGAAGGCAUUUUUCAAAAAAUGACCAAAUCAGACGAUAUAGACUUUUUUCCUGGGACCUUCCUGAACACAAUGUAGAAAACCGCAUCUCGAUAUCUGCUGUCCCUAUAAAUUUCCGCUGUUCCGGUCGAUUUUGAUCUAAAUGCCCUGAACUAUUUGGUAUGUGUAUAUAUAUACUUGGCAAAAAACAGACAAGAAAAAUCAAAAUGAAAUUAUUCAUUCUCUUCGCUACAGCACUUUUGGUAGUUACUGCCCAUCCGACCCAACAAGACUGGACCUCUUUCAAGGCCAAACAUGGAAAAUCGUACACAACUCUGGAAGAAGAACGUGUCCGUUUUGAAAUUUUCCAAGACAACGUACAAAAAAUAAAUACACACAACGCCCGAUAUGAAGCCGGACUUGAGACCUACGCCAUGGCAGUCAACAAAUUCGCUGAUUUGAUCCCCAAAGAAUUUGGAGCCAUGCUCAGACGCAUUAACGGUCCAAUUCCCAGAACGACCUUGACUUCUCAUGUUCAGAGCAUUACUGCUCCAGAAGCUAUGGACUGGAGGCAAACGAAUGCUGUUUUGGAAGUCAAGGACCAAGGAGAUGAUUGCGAUUCCAGCUGGGCUUUCAGUUCCACUGGUGCAUUAGAAGGACAGAACGCGAUUAAAAACAACGUAAUCGUGCCACUGAGUGCACAACAAUUGGUUGACUGUGACAGUGAGGUUAAUAAAGGUUGUGAUGGUGGUGACAUUCUGACCGCUUUUGAAUACGUUAUUAAACACGGUCUUAACAGCGAAGAUGAAUACCCAUACGAAGCUGUAGAUGGAAGCUGCAGAGCCAAAAGCGGUUCUGUCGUUCAAGUUAAGGAAGUCGUAUCUGUCGAAGCUACCGAAUCUGCCCUUAGGGAUACUGUUGGUACCGUUGGACCGGUCUCCAUAGCCCUAUACUCUGAUCCCUUCCAAUUUUACUUCGACGGUGUCUUCGAUGAUACUUCGUGCUUCAACGAUGCUGAUUUAUUGAACCAUAGUGUUCUUGUUGUAGCAUACGGAAACGAAAACGGCACAGAAUACUGGGACGUUAAAAACUCAUGGGGUGUUGAAUGGGGUAAUGACGGUUACAUGAGAGUGGUCAGAAAUAAAGGGAUGUGUGGUAUCGGCCUUUACAGUGCAUACCCAAUCUUGGCUUGAUUUAUUAAUCCAAUUUUAAUAAUUUGUAAACUAUAAAAUCUUUUGAUCAAUAUGUGUAUUAUUAGUAAAUUUAACUCCAAUUGCUUCUUUUCUCUCUGCUUAAAACUUAUGUAUACCUAUCCUCUAUAUAUACACACCGUGUCCCACGUAAGGCGGGCAUUACAACUUUAUGGAGAAUAAAUUAAUUUAUAUUUUCGCCAUUUUCUGAGUAUACAUAAUCGAAUAUGCUCUUUUGAAUUAAAAUAAAAUAAACUCUGUGCAACUUCCGGUUAUACCGGAAGUGACCACUAACUUCGUUAUUUUAAAGGGAAUACCCCAUAUUUUUUUUUUAAUUUUAGAUUCAGCAUGAAAUUCUGUAAACAAUGAUACCCCAUUCGCCUAUUCUAAUUAUAGUGUAUUUGGCGUUAUUCAGUUUUUUAUAAACUUUUAUAUGCUGGCAGACAUUUGCUUUUUUAAAUUUACUUGUACAUCGUUUGUUCGACUGUGUGUUUGGAAAUUAUUUUAAAAAAUAAAUAUUUUAAACAUGAAAAAUUUUUUUAUUUUAAAUGGAAAAUCCUGUAUAUUUUUAUUUCAUUUUGUUCAGAAAA
Molecule: messenger RNA, 1804 nt
Organism: Psylliodes chrysocephalus
Lineage: Eukaryota; Metazoa; Arthropoda; Insecta; Coleoptera; Chrysomelidae
Source: the annotation of a GenBank genome assembly